Anopheles nili is the source of this 1226-nucleotide messenger RNA. Its product is annotated as protein arginine methyltransferase NDUFAF7 homolog, mitochondrial. Gene Ontology annotation, biological process: mitochondrial respiratory chain complex I assembly. The record is from RefSeq and is a predicted model, not a curated record. Gene Ontology annotation, cellular component: mitochondrion. Bases 16 to 1164 code for a protein of 382 amino acids. The transcript is spliced from 4 exons. NCBI's taxonomy places the organism in Eukaryota, Metazoa, Arthropoda, Insecta, Diptera, Culicidae. Gene Ontology annotation, molecular function: protein-arginine omega-N symmetric methyltransferase activity.
ACGGUCGCAACAUACAUGCGAGAGGUCCUGCUCAAUCCCAGUGCCGGAUAUUACAGCACAAAAGGCAAGGUUUUCGGUACAGGCGGUGAUUUCGUAACGGCUCCUGAAAUUGGUCAAAUUUUCGGCGAGCUACUUGCGGUUUGGUGUAUAAAUGAGUUGCAAAAAUUCAACUACGAUGGUAAAAUCCAGCUUGUUGAACUUGGACCGGGUAAAGGUACGCUUAUGCAAGAUAUGUUGCGAGUAUUUGAAAAGUUGGGCCUAUCGAAGGAUCGUAUCAGUGUGCACUUAGUGGAAAUGAGUCCACUUUUGCAACAAGUACAAGCCGAAAGGCUCUGCAAUGGGAAAUCACAUCGCCUGUCAAUCGAUGAGGACGACUCGCACGUGCAAGAAGGAACAACAAAUUCCGGUGUCAGCGUUCGUUGGUACAGCGACAUUGUGGAUGUGCCGAAAGGAUUUUCCAUCGUUAUUGCAAAUGAGUUCUUCGAUGCACUUCCGGUGCACGUGUUUUGUAAAAAAGCCAAGGAGGAUAGUGCGGCAUGGAAAGAGGUUCUUGUAGACAUAGAUCCUAAACAAAGCGAACCUGGCUUCCGAUUUAUACAAUCCUCAAAAGCAACGCCUUACUCGGUAGUGUUCGGGAAAAGAUUCGACAGCAAAGCGCACCUUCUGAAGGAACGGACACGACUUGAAAUUUCAUUUGAAGCAGAACAAAUCGUCCAAAAUAUAGCGAAACGUUUUGAAAAACAUGGUGGCUUCGGCCUGAUAAUCGAUUACGGUCAUGAGGGCGACAAAACGGAUACACUGAGAUCCUUCAAAAAUCAUCAACUGCAUGACCCGCUUCAAGAUCCUGGAAGCGCCGAUUUGACAGCUGAUGUGGAUUUCGGAUUUUUAAAACAUUUCCUCGAACAGGACGAAACAGCUAUUACGCUCGGCCCUGUUCCGCAGGGUGUUUUCCUUGAAGCGAUGCAGGGUUCUACACGAUUGAAAAGUUUGUUGAAUGCAACUGCUGAUGAAAAUUACAAGGUAAUCCUGCAGCAAGGCUAUGAGGAAUUGACGAAUCCGUCUAAAAUGGGUGACCGUUUCAAACUGUUGUCGGUUUUUCCUUCGUCUUUGAAGAGCUUUCUGCAGGCCUCCAAUAAAGUGAUUGGGUUUGAACCAAAAGAGUAAAUUUGAUAAAUUAAAACUUGGACAUUUUAAAAUAAAAAUUAAAGUGAUUUCAUCUAAGUAAA